GCGGGGCCUCGAGCCGGUAAAAGCGGAGCGCGCCUCGGGCCUGGCACUGCCGGCCAUGGCGCCUCCGAGCCUCCCGCGGGCGCUCGGCCUGGGCCUGCUCGCGCUCUGCCUCCUGGCGCUGCUCUGCGGCACCCGCGCCCGCCCUGGGGAGCGUUUAAUCGGGGGCCGCACGAACCUGUCGCCCAGCGACCCGCAGGUGCAGAAGGCGGCGCAGGCGGCCGUGGCCAGCUACAACAUGGGCAGCACCAGCCUCUACUACUUCCGAGACACCCACAUCCUCAAGGCGCAGAGCCAGCUGGUGGCCGGCAUCAAGUACUACCUGACCGUUGAGAUGGGGAGCACAGCCUGUCGCAAGAACAUGGCCACUGGAGACCGCGUGGAUAUCACUACCUGCCCCCUUGCCACAGGAGUGCAGGAGGAGAAGCUGCGCUGCGACUUUGAGAUCCUCGUGGUGCCCUGGGAGAAUUCCUCGCAGCUUCUAAAGCAUAACUGUGUGACCAUAUCGUAGGCCCCUUUGGGCAUGGGAGCCGGCGGGGACAGGUGCAUCGUGGGAAGGCACUUUAGGUCCAUGGGCACGUCUGUCACAAUAAAUUGCUGGUACUGCUUCUCACA
This is a messenger RNA of Ailuropoda melanoleuca (giant panda), 612 nucleotides long. RefSeq names its product cystatin E/M (gene CST6). The record is from RefSeq and is a predicted model, not a curated record. Gene Ontology annotation, cellular component: extracellular exosome. Bases 56 to 508 code for a protein of 150 amino acids. Lineage: Eukaryota; Metazoa; Chordata; Mammalia; Carnivora; Ursidae. The transcript has 3 exons. Gene Ontology annotation, molecular function: cysteine-type endopeptidase inhibitor activity.